GACGUUCCAGGAAUCUUGCUGGUUUGGUACGUUUUCCCUUGGCAUCAAGCGAACCAUCAGCUACCAUCAAUGUGACCGAACGAACAUGACCAUCAGAACUUUAGUAAAUCUCAACGACUUUCGCAAGCUGCCAUUGAUUCCUGGAAACUUGAUCAUCACGAUGUCUCCUAUCCUCGAGUUUCGUUUUGGCUUAUUCCAUUCCUGAUGCUCUUGCAACGUUAGAAGAUACUCUUUUCUCCAGUGAAUCCAGAAUUUGUUCUUAAGAUGUUGAACCUGUCUCCAUUGCCGUCUGCAAUACAUAUCGGCCGAUUGGAAUUCUCCAGGUGGGGGUAAAAAAACUUUGGUUUUCAUUGUUAAAAGGUGGUUCGGUGUCAAUGUUAUUGGAAAAUCUAUUAUACAAUUUAUUAAAUUUUCUCUCUUAACUUCAUUAUGUUUCAAUUUCAUUAUAUAAUAUGUCUGUAACUUAAUUUCAAUUUCAUAUAUGUCUGUAACUGAAACUAUAUUAUACUAAGAAAUUAAAUAUGUAACUUUGAAUUUUGACAUGGGGUGGCCUCUUCACACAAGCUCUAAGCUUCUUGAGGUCUCCUCGCCGACUUUAUUUUAUUAUAAUAUCUUGUAAAUAGCAAAUUUUGCAAAUAAACCAAAAAAAAAAGAGAAAAGAAUGGAGUAGGGGCUUUAGGAUCGUUGAUGGAAUCUAUGGUGAGGGGGCGAGUGUUUACGAUAGCUUCAUCUUCACACAUAAAUGUUCUGAGGGAUUCAUCAUUCAACUGUAUUCCGUUUAUUUCAAGAAUAGCUGACAACACAUUGCGAACUGUACGCAUUUGUCAUUCCCAAACUCCACCCAUGUGACUAGCUGAAGGAAUGUUCAUAUUAAACUUGAUCCAGUCGCAAUUAUUACAUAACACUUCUUGGUGUAUCUUAUCUCGAUCAAGCUCUCUCAAGGCGUCUUUAAGCUCUUUCUUGGCGCCAACAAAAUUCGUACCUUGAGCACUAUGUAGCACACUUAGAAAUCUACGGAGUGCGUUGAUAAAAAAAUCUGUGUCUAAACUUGCAGCCACUUCGAUGUGCGCACAGCUCCCGAUGCCAUACCCGUAAAUAAUAUUCUGUAUCUUUUCAAUUCCUUAUGACCUUCCUUGAUGAGGAAGGGCCCAAAAUAGUCAACCAUGCAAUUCGUGAAUGUGGGUUCUAAACGAUCAGGUGGCAACCCAGCCAUAUGUUGCUCUUGUACACUACCACAUAAUUUAUGACAAGUAACGCAUUCACUUAUAACUCUAGAGACAGCUGAUGAGGCGCCGAGAAUCCACUAGCUCUGAUUUCAUUCAAGGUAAUGCCUUUACCUUGAUGUUGUACUCUGCUGUGAUAAUAUCUUACAAUCAAUUUCGUUAUAUGACUAUUCUGUGGUAAGACUGCUGGAUGUAUGCAUUGACCAGUUAGAUUUGCUAAUUGAAGUCGACCACCUACUCAGACAAUUUCGUCCGAAUCUUUGUAACGAUCUAACUUUACAAUAAUCAUGAGCUCAGCCGGAUGUAACUUUUCAACCGAGACAGGAUUUGUUGUGACUUGCCUUACUCGCUUUGAAUUCUUCAUGUUCUCAGUCCGAGAAGAAUGACAGUCUCUCUAACAAGCUUCGAAAUGAUGCUUCAACAACAGUUGCUAACAAGGAAACUUUCUUUACUUCUGGGUUGUUAUCUGACAGGAUUGAGGCUUGGUUUAUCGUGUUCUUCAUUUGUGUCCAAUCUGCUUCGUCUUUGUACUCUGCUGUGAUAAUAUCUUACAAUCAAUUUCGUUAUAUGACUAUUCUGUGGUAAGACUGCUGGAUGUAUGCAUUGACCAGUUAGAUUUGCUAAUUGAAGUCGACCACCUACUCAGACAAUUUCGUCCGAAUCUUUGUAACGAUCUAACUUUACAAUAAUCAUGAGCUCAGCCGGAUGUAACUUUUCAACCGAGACAGGAUUUGUUGUGACUUGCCUUACUCGCUUUGAAUUCUUCAUGUUCUCAGUCCGAGAAGAAUGACAGUCUCUCUAACAAGCUUCGAAAUGAUGCUUCAACAACAGUUGCUAACAAGGAAACUUUCUUUACUUCUGGGUUGUUAUCUGACAGGAUUGAGGCUUGGUUUAUCGUGUUCUUCAUUUGUGUCCAAUCUGCUUCGUCUUUGUACUCUGCUGUGAUAAUAUCUUACAAUCAAUUUCGUUAUAUGACUAUUCUGUGGUAAGACUGCUGGAUGUAUGCAUUGACCAGUUAGAUUUGCUAAUUGAAGUCGACCACCUACUCAGACAAUUUCGUCCGAAUCUUUGUAACGAUCUAACUUUACAAUAAUCAUGAGCUCAGCCGGAUGUAACUUUUAAACCGAGACAGGAUUUGUUGUGACUUGCCUUACUCGCUUUGAAUUCUUCAUGUUCUCAGUCCGAGAAGAAUGACAGUCUCUAACAAGCUUCGAAAUGAUGCUUCAACAACAGUUGCUAACAAGGAAACUUUCUUUACUUCUGGGUUGUUAUCUGACAGGAUUGAGGCUUGGUUUAUCGUGUUCUUCAUUUGUGUCCAAUCUGCUUCGUCUUUCCAGAGGAAAUUUGGCCCAUUUAUCCAUUUGGAAUUCAUCAGCUGAGCUGGUCUCAAGCCACAAGAAACUUCAUCUGCUGGAUUUUGCUUCAUGUCGACAUACUUCCAUUGAUCUACUUGCUGAACUUGAUUGGCAACAAACACAUGAAACUGUCUGACUUCAUUUCCUACUUGACUAUCUGUCCAGAAGAACUUUUGAGUGAUUAACAUAUCUAAUUCUCGACGUAGCUGUUCAUUGACCUUCACUAUAACCCUUGAAACUCGCAUCAGAGAAGUGAUGCAGCUCGCAUAAUACGACUGGACCAAAAUCUGUUGGUUUGUAGCAACAUGGGAUCAACAAUGCUUCCAACUCCUUCAACUCUGACUUCCAUUUGAGCCAUCACAUCCUGAUCUCUUCUGGCACUGCAUCAUCCCAGCCCAGGUUUUGCUGACAGAGUUCUUGAAGAAUUGCUUUUCCUUCUAAGAGAACUGGUGCAACAAAGCCUAGAGGAUCGAAUAUUGAAAUCACUGUUGAAAUGAUGCCUCUUCUUGUCUACGGUUGAUCUUUGAAAGUAAUGGUGAAUUUAAAAACAUCAGAGUUGAUGGACCAUUGAACUCCAAGUGCCAACUCCAUUAGCUAUGCCCCAUGAUCGAAAUUCAGAUUUCUUACAUCUUCUGCAUGAUCAGCUUCCGAAAUCCUUUUAAAGACCUUUUUACUGUUUGAAGUAAACUUAUGAAGGUUGAAUCCACCGUGAUCACACAUUUCUUUCACAUCGUGUACCAGUUGUACAGCUUCUUCGACGGUAGGUGAUGAGUUUAAACUAUCGUCAGCAUAGAAAUUCCGGCGGAGAAAUUCAGCUGCUGCCUCUCCAAGGGAUUCUUCAUUAUCAUCAGCUGCAGCCUUGAGGGCAAAAUUCGAACAACCAGGCGAUGACGCUGUGCCGAACAAGUGGACCGUCAUCUGAUAUUUUGGGGAUCUUUCGAUGUAGAACCAUUUUCCCACCACUGAAAAAUGAAGGAAAACUCUAUAUUCCACUGGUACUUUCACUUGGUAGAACAUUGCUUCGAUAUCACACAUAAUCGCAAUAGGUUCACAAUAAAAUCUAAAGAGGACACCGGUCAAAUUGUUUGUCCAGUCUGGUCCUUGCAACAGGUGGUUAUUUAGGGAUUCGUCUUGGAACUGAGCUUAGCAAUCAAAUGCAACACAGAUCCUAUUCGGUUUCUUGGGAUGAUAAACACCAUGAUGUGGAAUAUAGAAUUGUACCAUUUCUUUUGUUCUCUGGUAACCUUUCAGCGUAACCUCUUUUUAUGACUUUAUCCAUAAUAUUUACGUAAUCUUCUCGAUAUUUACUGUUUGACUCCAGUUGAUUCUUUAGUGGUCUCAAUCGAUUCAUGGCCAUAAUGCAAUUGUUUGGAAGGUUGCAUGGGUUGUCCUUCAUGGACGGAGGGAUCUCGUACCGUGCAUCUUGGUGGCAAGUCUCCCUAGAAACUUUCGAUCUUCUUUGGAAGGUGCUGCUUCUUCCUGUUCUCAUUCAGAGAAGUCCAGCUCGAACAUCCUGGCUACCUCUUUAGGAGUUAUUAUUUCCUUCAUUCGGGUAUCCAAGACGAACUUCCCUUCGAGUUUAGUACUUCCGAUGUCUUAGUACUUGCAAUUUCUAGUGACGAUAUCACCAGCCAAGUACCUUGUGUUUGCAGGUCCGAUAAUUCCCCAACGUAAACAAGUCUUGACUGCGUAAGGAUCAUCCUCUCGACCAGGGAUAACUUCAAGGUUGCAAAGCCUUUGGACAGUUGCAGCCAAUCAACAUUCCAAUCUCCAUCCAUCUCUUAGAUGUUCCCACUUGCUUGCGAUCUCAGGAGUUGGAAUCUGCUCUUUUCUUGAUGGAAUUGUUUAUCUGGAAUAAGCCUUUGGGAGCGGUAUUGGUGUUUCGCUUCUGGACAACAAGACCAUCGAUUCUUUGAACAGGGACACUGGUUUGAUCAUGCAUGGUCUCAAUUCCAGAAACGUUUCUGUUCCACUUAUGCCGAGAUCAUUCAGAACCGACUCCUUAAUGAAUGUGGAAUCGCUACCAUUUAUGAACUUCGACAGUUGGAUAUGGCUAGGGAUUACUGGAACUAACAUUGCAGUUAUUAUGUCAGUAUACUUUGAUGAUCCAGACGCUGACUUUGGCUGUGUUUCCGGAUUCACUAUCUAAAUCGGUUGGCAGAUCUUUGUCAGGUGAUUCUUGGGUGGGUGGUUUUAUACCUUGCUUAGUGGCUUGUUUGGUCAAACGAUGAGUAGGCUUAAUGCCAUGCAAUAACGUUGGGUGUUGGCCUUACUACAUUCCCCACACUUCAUUCGUGAUUUGCAACUGGAUGACAAAUGACCUUCUUAAAACACCCGGAACAGAGGCCUUGACUUAGAACAAACUCUUGUCUGUGAUCAAGUGUUUUACUCUUAAAUUCUGGACACUUUUCUAAGUUGUGACUGUUCGUACAUACUGGGCACAUUGGUACUUCCGCUCUAUUAUUAUAAUUAUUAUUUAAUCAGAGAUGUUUAGAAUAUUGUUCAUUUUUUGUUCCUGAGUACGAGGGUAGCUUGGCACUCAUCUGAAUAAGUAUUUGUGUAGGUAGAAUCAAGUUCAUUUAAUGACCCUACGGUUUUUACAGCUUCUUGGCAGCAAAUCAAAAAAUCGGAAAAAGUGUGCAAUCCCGCACUAUAUCUGUCCUUAAUUGUCGACCAAUUAUGUAACCGAGACUUAUAGGCCUCAGUAUUCAUUACAGCCUUCUAUUCUAUUAUUUGUGACAACGUUUUAUCCGACAACGAUCGUCUUUAUGUUUUAAAUAAAUACACUGUCAAACAGGCUAACAAAGUAGUGAAAGGUUUUUUAGCUGUUAAUUCAGAUAAUGCCUAUAAAGAGGCCCGGAAAUUGCUUGAUGAUCAUAAUCCAAAAUGAUCAUCAAGCAAUUUCCGGGCCUCUUUAUAGGCAUUAUCUGAAUUAACAGCCAAAAACCUUUCACCACUUUGUUAGCCUGUUUGACAGUGUUUUAUUUAAAACAUAAAGACGAUCGUUGUCGGAUAAAACGUUAUCACAAAUAAUAGAAUAGAAGGCUGUAAUGAAUGCAGGAUAGUCAAAUGCAUUUCCACUAAACGUUUGUGGUUCCUUAACUGGAAGGUGAUUUGUUACGUGUUGCUUGGUUUAUAAUGCGCUUAACUCAGCUUGUCUUAUUUGCACUUGAACUAAUUGCUGUAAAGUGUGCAUUAUCGGUUCUGUGGUGAUGAUGGCGCAAAGCCAAAUGCUAAUGGUUGAGUGUAUCCAUAUGGUCUUGGUAAAUUAAGUGUUUCAGUCUCAGGCUUAGUGUUAUACUUGGUAUUAUGACAGUCAACAGGCUUAGCCAAAUAAGACAAGGAAAGGUGGCUUUGAGUGAUCAUCAUGAAUGCCAGCUUUAUGCUUAGUAUCUAAAUUAUUGUCAUGAAUACAAGAGACAAGAUUAAAUUGAAUGUUCGACUUAGUUUUAGUGUGUUUUUCUUUUGUGUAGGCAGGUAACUCAAUUUGCUUGCUGUCAUUUGACAUUUGGUCUUCCUCGAUAAUGCAUUUGAAGGCCCUUUCUUCUGCGUCAGCUAUUGAAGAUUCUUUGAAAAGCUGAAGUGGAUGCAACUCCCAUUCAUGGUACAGAAAGUCAAUUUCAGCAUGAAGUCUUUGACUUCAGACUUUGCAGCAGCUUCUAAUCGCAUUGAACAUGCUGAACAGGAACUGGCCACACUUUCUGAGCUGCUAUAAAAUGUCUGACACACAUUCUCUUUUGAAGUCUGGCUCUGAAAAACAAUCGCUUUUUUUAGUUUGAAAUAAGCCUUCAUAAGGACUAUUGUGUGGCAAUGUUAUCUAUAUACUCAACAAGCAUUGAGCAGAGCGGUCACAAUUUUUGAAGCUCCGUAAAAGAUCUCGAAAUUAGUGAAUUAAGAGUUAAAAUCUCGAAUAAAUAUAAUGGCUACGGCCACUAAAGCAUUACGUAAAGAACAUGAAGCCCUGAAAGAAGAAAUCCAACAGAUAAUGACGAAAUUACAACAUCUAGAACAAAAAUUUGAAUCCAUAAAUGCCAGAGUCGACCAAAUUUCCAUGAGGUGUAACGAUAUAGCUAAAUGUGUCGAUGGAGGAGUAUAGCUACCAAUUUAAUGUCAAAAUUGUUGGUAUGCCUCUAAAAGCAGAGAAGGAAAGCCCGGAAACGACGGCUAAUCUCUGCUUACAACUGUUUGCAGCCCUGGGAGUUAAAGAUAUUUCAUUACAAGACAUUGAUAUAGCUCAUCGAAUGCCAGCACGCCGAGCAUCUUCACACCCAAACUCCAUAAUCUGUAAAUUUGUUUGGAGACUGGCAAAAAAUAAAGUAAUGGAGGCUAGAAAAGAAGUAUCUAAACUGCAAGCUGUUCAACUUGGGUUCUCCUCAGGUAUUCCUGUCGAACAUGUUAAUAUUUAUGAUCAUCUAACACCGCGUCUCCACACACUAUAG
Paramuricea clavata is the source of this 7017-nucleotide messenger RNA. NCBI's taxonomy places the organism in Eukaryota, Metazoa, Cnidaria, Anthozoa, Malacalcyonacea, Plexauridae. The record is from the annotation of a GenBank genome assembly.